Molecule: messenger RNA, 570 nt
Organism: Knipowitschia caucasica
Lineage: Eukaryota; Metazoa; Chordata; Actinopteri; Gobiiformes; Gobiidae
Source: the annotation of a GenBank genome assembly
AUGGGGACAACAGCAAGCCAACUGGGGAAAGAGCUGUUGUCAGAAUACCAAGAGCUGACAUUUCUGACAAAGCAAGAAAUCCUCCUUGCUCACAAAAGAUUCACAGAACUUCUAACCAGAGAGGAAAAAGACAUCCCAAAUGUCAGGGUACCAAUGGAGAGGAUUCUUACCCUUCCAGAGCUCAAAUCCAACCCUUUUCGGAAACGAAUCUGCUAUGUCUUUUCCACCUCGGAACACAAAGAUGGAAGCCUUACGUUUGAAGAUUUUUUAGAUCUUUUGAGCGCCUUCAGUGAUUCAGCCACAAUGGAAAUCAAAUCCCACUACGCCUUUCGUAUAUUCGACUUUGAUGAUGAUGGGACCCUAGACUCUGAUGACCUACAGAAGCUGGUGAACUGCCUGACUGGAGAAACAGACGACACACAACUCACAUUUGAAGAAAUGAAGCAACUCAUCAGCAAUAUUCUUGAAGAAUCUGACAUUGACAAAGACGGAACAGUGAACCUCUCAGAGUUUCAGCAUGUCAUUUCAAGAUCACCAGAUUUUGUCAGUUCUUUCAAGAUUGUUCUGUGA